This is a messenger RNA of Sinocyclocheilus grahami, 955 nucleotides long. Its product is annotated as clathrin interactor 1-like. The record is from RefSeq and is a predicted model, not a curated record. The annotation marks the transcript as partial. The transcript is spliced from 3 exons. Lineage: Eukaryota; Metazoa; Chordata; Actinopteri; Cypriniformes; Cyprinidae.
UCAGGUUCGCUGUCUACUGGUAACGGUGAGUUUGGUGACUGGAACACCUUCUCUUCCACCAGUCCUCCUGCUGUCACUGCUCAGUCUGCCAUCCCAGACCUGUUCAGUGACAUACCCACUCCAGCCGCCCCAGUGCCCACAUCCACCCAACCGCCUUCCGCUGACCUCUUUGACCUGAUGGCCCCCAACAACAGCAGCCUCAGCGCAUCCCAAAGCAUGCCCUUCAACAUGUGCCCGCAGAAUGCAACCACACCUCUGUCCAGAUCGCAGACAAUAGGAGGUCCGUUAUUUCCCCAGCAGAUGGGACUGCAGAAGUCAGGCGGGAAGGUAUCAAUGCCUGCCACCUGGUCAGACCCAAGCGUGAACAUCAGCCUGGAUUUCCUGUCGGCAGGCCUGAACCCUCCCAAACCCACACAGCCCACACUCAACACCAUGAUGCAGCAAGGUGUCCAGCCACCAUUGAAUAUGGUCACCCAGAAUUUCACCGGAAUGACACUGAAUGCCCAGCCCUCAGCUGCCGCUCCCAGACCAGGAGUGAACCCCAUGAUGGCAGGGGGGACCUUGAGCAUGGCAAUGCCUCCUACUAUGGCGACGGGCACUGUGGGAGUGGGCUCUGUGGGUACUGGAGGAAUACCUGUCAAUCAAGGACUCAUGGGCAUGAAUAUGAUGCCUGCUGGAAUAGGCCUGCAAGGUGCCCUCGGCAUGCCCAGCAUGGGGAUUGGCCAGGCCAUGAACCCCACCAUGGUGCAACCUAAACAAGAUGCCUUUGCAAACUUUGGCAACUUUGGGAAAUGAAUGGUGAUCCACUCCAACAGAGUUAACAGUCCAAAUACACCUUCUCAAAAGAAGGAGCUGCAUCCAGUAAAAUGGACAAAACUGACAAAACUAGCCCGUGUCACGACUCUUCAAUCAUUUGUCCUUAUUCGUUAACAGAUACAGAGAAACAAAUCAAACA